UAAUUACUUUACGCCAGUUGAUAGGCAUAAUAUGUUUUAUAAAAAAAUAACAAUUAAAAAAAACAUUCGGAAAUGUUCGGUCUUUUUUCAAAUUGAAAGUAGGAUUUACAAAUUACAAUAUCAACAUGGAUGUGUUGUUAGCUAUUCAGACAUGUAUCGAACGUUUUGAACCAGGAUUGCAAGCAAAACCAAAACAAAUCGAAUGUUGGCGGCAUGUUCUUGCAGAGGAAGACAAAACAUGUUGCUGGAAUUUCUUUUAAAGGUGUUCCGUCCAUUUUGUAAAUUGCAAUCACGUGCCGUUUUAUCUAUCAUCACGUGAUAUUUGUGAAGGCAGUGAUUACUGUACUGCAAGGGAAGUAACACUGCGCGGAGUUUGUGCUGAUUUAUUAACGGUCCAAAAUGGCGGAGGUGGAGAACACGAGACGUAAACAUUCAGUUAUACCACAACUGCCACUAGACAAGCGGUAUCACGUAUUUGUUUGUUACGUUCAAGAAAACGUAAACGAUGUGCGUACUAUUGUGGGCAAUUUGGAAAAGGCAGGUUUAAAGUGUUGUUACCAUGAAAGAGAUUUUAUUCCUGGACAAAGGACUUGGGAUAACAUGCAUGCUAAAAUCAAGGAAAGCAUGCAUAUGCUUGUAGUCUUGUCGGAAGAUUUCUCAAGAAGUCAUUUCGCAAAACAAGAACUUUACGAAGCGGAUGUCGCGGAAAGUACAGAAGAUUUGAAUAUCAUUCCAUUGAAAAUAGAAUCGUGUGAUGUACCAGCUAUAUUGAAAAACAAAACGUACAUCGACUGCGAAAACAAUGAUAUUACCGAGAUUCACUACAAAAUAAUCGAGGCAGUUAUUGAUAAUGGGCAGAAAACACGGCUGAAAGAAGAAGACAGCGGUGAAGCUUUUUCAAUUUCAACGUAUCAGAAGCCUGGAUUCCGACUGCUGCCAAGAUAUAAACUGGAAUUUGUUGCGGAAAUGAGAGACAAAAUUUUAAUGAAGAGCAAACUUACAGAAGAAGAUUUGAAUGAAAUCGAGAACAUCGCUCAAAAGUCAUUCUUUAUGAAAAACGUGAACAUCUCUGAUUUUUUCCUAAGAAUAACGUGUUUCCUCACCAUUCUCUCUUUACUGCUCUGUCUGGCGGUUGUGAUGUUGAUGAUCUGCACAAUGCUUGGCCGUUCAAGAGCGGAAAGUGAGGCUAACGAGUUUAAGAUUCAUCUAGUUAUUUAUAUUACGCCUGUUUUAAUGAUCAUACUAUCUUUUGGAUUUUGCUUUGCCACAUCGUGGGAAAAUUCCUGUACCCUUAUGAUGAACGCAAAAGACGCACUUCAACGACAGCUUUGGACUUUCAACAGAAACUGGAACACAAAAGAUGCAGUCGUCCUAUUUCAGUACGAGUACAGCACAAAUGGCGACAAUCGUCGGACAACAGCGACAAUGAAGAUCAUCCUUAUCAAAUUUAGCCGAUGCAAGGACCUUUUUAUAAGAAAGUGUGAGCAACGUGAUGAUUUUCAAAAACGGCGCUGUGAGGGGGAAUCUCUUGACGACUACGCGGAUAGAAUGUUUGACCGUUUCUUACGAUCAAAGAAGAUCAAUUUGCUGGACAUACCACACUCACGUCAAAGAGGACAUAGAAUGCUUAAUGACGCAGCGUGUAUGUGUUUCUUGUUGCGAGAAGACUUACUUAAUAACAUUUAACUUAACUUUGCUAAUCUGCUUGGCGUGUCCUUCAAGUGUGUCCCUUUUCGGGAAGACAAACUUACGGACACUUAACUAAACUUUGCUAUGCUGCUCGGCGUGUUCUUAUAGUGUUACCUGUUGCGGAAAGACUAACUUAAGGACACUGGACUUUCCUUAAAUUAUGGACGUGGGAGGGUUUGUUGCGAGAAGGACAUCAACCUUAUCUUUGCUAGGCUGCCGAGACCGUGUUCUUAUAGGGCUUCAUGUUGAGACAAGACUUACUUAAGGACACUUAACUAAAUUUUCAUAUGUCCUUAUGUUGUCAUGUUGUGGAAAACUUACUUUAGAACAUUUAACUAAGCGUGUUCUUACAGUGUUUCCUCUUGAAAGGGGACUUAUUUUUAAGAAAACUGUACUUAAUUUUGAGAAGCUGUCGUGGUGUUUCCACGUUACUAAACUUUCGCAGGCUGCUUAUGGUGUCCUUAUAAUAAUUCCUGUUGCGAGGUGAUUGACUUAAGAAUACCUAACUAACCUUUGCGAAGCUGACGCAAGUGUCCUUAUAGUUGUCUGUUGCAAGAAGACGGACUUAAGAACACUUCACUUAACUUUGCUAAGCUGCUAGCCGUGUCCUUAUAAUGUUGCCUGAUGCGAGAAGACUUACUAAAGGACUCGUAAACAAACUCAUAUAAACUGCCGGCCGUGUUCUAUUGCGAGAAGACCCACUAAAGGACACUUUAAGAAACUAUGCUUAGCUGGUGAGCGUGUCCUGAAAUGUGUUUCUUGUUGCGAGAAGACUAUUUCAAGGACACGUUACUUUUCUUAACUAUGCUGUCUGUCGUAUCCUUAUAGUGUUUCCUGUUCCGAGAAGACUAACUUUGCUAAGCUGCUGGUUAUCUCCUUCGAGUGUUUUUGUUACUAGAAGACUUCCUUAGUUGGGCGUGUAUGUAUAGUGUCAACUGCAUUAUAGUUUUUCCAAAAAGUUGUUUGUGGUUUGUUUCCAAAAAUGAAAUUGAAAAAUUUGUUGCACUGCACUGUAAUUAUGGCAUUAAAACUCACACAGCCUUUCCAAUUCACCUUUAUAUGACGAACCAAAAUAUUUGGCUGCAUAAUUGACAGCUGGGUAG
Molecule: messenger RNA, 2792 nt
Organism: Mya arenaria
Lineage: Eukaryota; Metazoa; Mollusca; Bivalvia; Myida; Myidae
Exons: 8
Coding region: 400-1686 (428 amino acids)
Biological process (GO): signal transduction
Source: RefSeq, a predicted model, not a curated record